Soboliphyme baturini is the source of this 329-nucleotide messenger RNA. NCBI's taxonomy places the organism in Eukaryota, Metazoa, Nematoda, Enoplea, Dioctophymatida, Soboliphymatidae. The record is from the annotation of a GenBank genome assembly.
AUGCAGUUUCUCACGUGGAUUCGAUGCUACUCUGUGGAAGUGGACCUCUGCACAGGCGAUAGGUGUGUUGUAAAGGUCGCCGAGGAUACGCAGUCACAGGAGUCGUCGUUCAUUGAGGUGUACGUGGAACAUACCGCCACUGUCACGCAAUGGGUACAUAACCCUGAGGAAGCGGAACAGGACGCUACGGUCCUUACUGCCGGUGGUGAGAUGUGGUGUGAUCGCCUGUUCGCGAACUAUGACCAUGGAGGUAAGCAAGUUGGCUUGUGCCGAGCCACGUAUUAUAUGAUUGUACUCGCUACAGCUGACUUUACUUGUGCUUAUUGAUC